UUCGUGCGGAGAAAUCGUAGGAAUAGUUAUCGAAUGCAUACCGAUAUUUUAAUGAGCAUUCUUGCGUGAGGUGCGAAGUGUGUUAAAGUGAAGGAGUGUGCACAAAAGGUUUAAAGGCUCCAGAACCGCAUUGGCUUCGUGCAAGAAAGCCCGAAAAAUCCAGAAAUACAAAGCCUGGAUGACGGGACAAGUGAAGAGAUACUUUUGAGCAUUAGUGAAAGUGAACAUCAAAUAAAUAGUGUAACUAUGGACAAUAAUAUGGACGGGGACAACUUAAAUCUGAGCUGUGGAGAAAAUGACAUAGUAGAUGAAUUAAAAAUUGCGGCAGAUGAGACGUAUGAUACACGUAGUGAAGUUUCAUCUAGUAGUUCGAAUUCUGAUUCUAGUCAACCCAGUAUAAGCUCUGUUUCAACUAAAUCUUCACGCGGAGAUAAUAAACGCAAUCGGAAGAAUAGGGGAAAGCGCGCUAGGUCCAGAGACUCUAAAUCCUCCAGCCCUGAAACAAAACGUGCAAGGUCUAAAGAGAGCAAAGGAAUUGCUAAGAGCUAUGAUUAUGCUAUAAAAUUAAAUUACUUAUUUAGAGAUGCAAGAUUUUUCAUCAUCAAGUCAAACAAUGCUGAGAAUGUCACCCUGUCAAAAGCUAAAGGGGUAUGGAGCACAUUGCCUCAAAAUGAAGCCAAUUUAAAUCAGGCAUAUAGGGAAUCAAGGAAUGUCCUUCUAGUAUUUUCUGUGAAGGAAUCAGGAAAAUUUGCUGGUUUUGCAAGACUUAGUACAGAGUCUAGAAGAGAUGGAGCACCCAUUUCCUGGGUGUUACCACCUGGGUUGUCUGCUAAAGCUUUAGGGGGUGUAUUUAAAGUUGACUGGAUUUGUAGGAAAGAAUUACCAUUUACAGCAACCUUACACUUAUAUAAUCCAUGGAAUGACGGUAAGCAGGUAAAAAUUGGUCGGGAUGGGCAGGAAAUUGAACCAAGAGUGGCAGAGGAAUUGUGCAGGCUGUUUCCGGAGGAUGAAGGCAUUGAAAUGACUCCAAUUUUAAGAAAAUCAAAGGAAGCAGCGAAGCAUGUUACAAAAUCAUCUCGUUCGUAUCGAGACAGCAGACCUGUUAACAGUAGUUCUAGAUUUUUGCGGACAAGGGGUGGUAGGGGUCGUAGGCUUUUCUUAACUUCACGAUCUCGUUUAGCUUCUUUAGCCAGAGGAUCUCACUUAGCUGGUAAUGAUCAUAGAGGCUCCAGGGAUCAUCAUCAUCAUCGAUAUGCAUCUUGGUUUAAUCGUGGCGAUUCUCCUUACUCAAAGGGAUAUGGUAGUCCUGGAUUAGGAGUGGCCGCGGCAGCUGAAGCAUAUGUCGCGGAUUACAUGCGUACUAUGCAACACCAAUUACCUCCAUUACCACCUUACGCUGCACCUCAUCCCUAUGAUACUUUACCACCACCACCACCCAGGUAUUACGAUGGUUUACCAUUGCCACCUGACUAUAGUGCAGCUGCUUCCGCACUCGAUAAGCGCAGCUACGAGAGGAGUGUAGAUGAAUUUUUAUGGAGAACAGCAAGUCGACACAGUCGACACAGUGACCACCGAUCCUCCCGGGAUCAUCAUCAUAGAUAUAGGGAUCGUAGAUAAGACAUUCUUCACAUUAUCUUCAUUCAUGUAUUUCAUUUCUCAAUUCAUGCACAUAUUGUAAGGGCUUUCAAAGGAA
Dufourea novaeangliae is the source of this 1693-nucleotide messenger RNA. RefSeq names its product YTH domain-containing protein 1 (gene Ythdc1). The coding region runs from base 247 to 1617 and encodes 456 amino acids. The transcript has 6 exons. Lineage: Eukaryota; Metazoa; Arthropoda; Insecta; Hymenoptera; Halictidae. Gene Ontology annotation, molecular function: N6-methyladenosine-containing RNA reader activity; mRNA binding. Gene Ontology annotation, biological process: mRNA splicing, via spliceosome; regulation of alternative mRNA splicing, via spliceosome. The record is from RefSeq and is a predicted model, not a curated record. Gene Ontology annotation, cellular component: nucleoplasm.